AUGCCGUCGUCAAGAGCCUCUUCGGCGUCACCCACCAAGCUUGGCCACAUGGCUUCGUCGCAGCGCUCCAACAAUACCGGAUCGGUUUCGCCCACCAAACCGUCGUCGGCAAGCGCAUCGCGUGCCGGUACACCGUCGCUCUCGUCGAUCGGCUCAGGAACAGAUACACACGUCCGCGCGAUUCCAGCUGGAUGCCACCAUCUCAGCUCACUGCUCAAAUUGGACGCUGCUUGCAGCUCUACGUCUUUUACAAAAAUCAAAUCCGAACAUGGCGACGAGACAAGACGUGACAGUUUCGACACACUUUCCGAUACAACAAGGUCGUACUUGAAGCGGUACAUUGCUGGACUGCGAUGGGGAGGACAGAUUCGGAGCGGGCAUGUGAAGAUGAUGGACGACGACGAAAAGCAAGCCGAACUCGCCAAAUGGAAUCAAGAGGUGGCCGAGGCGAAAAAGUUGGGCCACCAAGUCAAGAAGCGGAGAAAACUCGACUAUCCUCAAUGUCACACAUGUCACGCUGACAUGCUACGACCUUUCAUCUGCCUGGAAUGUGCAUUUACCGGCUGUUUCUCGUCCCCUGUACACGACGAUCGCACCAAGCCGACACGCACUUCAUCCGAUAGCCAUAUAAUUCAGCACCUGCAAGCCAAAAAGCAUACGCUUGCGUUCGAUCUCUUGUAUGGCCACAUCUACUGUGCCAGUUGCAAAGACUUUGUUCACGACGCGUUGCUCGAAUCGAUCCAACGACACGAGACUCGCCGCGUCAAUGCCAACGUGAUCGGCCAACAAUUCGGUCCGAGAAAGACAACACUCGAAUCGCUCUUCCCCCCUUCGGCUUCAGAUGCAGCAGCAGCAAUGGCCACAUUCUACUCGACCGACACAUCCAGCGUCACCUGCCGAGUACCCAGGGGACUCCGCAAUAUGGGCGCAACGUGCUAUAUGAAUGUCAUCAUUCAGGCCUUCCUGCACAACCCGCUACUUCGCAAUUACUUUUUAUCCGAUCGACACAAUGCUUCGCUUUGCAAUGGAGCCAAGACGUGCCUGGCUUGCGAGAUGGACAAGAUUUUUUCCGAGUUCUACUCGUCCGAUCCAGGUGCACUGGCUGCUGGCCUCGGAACGGGAACGGGUACGACUGGUCCUGGCGCUUCAGCAACCACAGUUGCAGAUGCGAUGGUACGAGCUGCAAGCCAGAACGGCACCAAUAUCCCAGCAGCAAAGGGACCACAUGGACCCAUUUCGUUUCUGUACUGUGUCUGGGUAGAUCAGGCGAGCAGCGAGCUCGGUCAGGCGGGUCAGCACGAUGCACACGAACUGUUUAUUUCAGCACUCAACUCGAUCCACACUGCACUCACCAGUCGGGCACCGGAACGAUCGUCGCUUCCAUGGUUUGCAUACGAACAUUCGGACGCGCUGAAUCUGCUGUUUGACCACUACGAAGGCAGUAGCGGUUCGGGGAAUCAGUCCGAGGAGGAGGGAAUGGGUGGCAACGGCGGUACGCCGAUGGGGCUGGGUGCUCGAGGCAAUGGAGGCGUGGCUGGAUGCCCCUGCGUGGUGCAUAGGACGUUUGCUGGCCAACUGCAGUCCGACGUUACGUGUCAAAGGUGUGGAAAGGUCAAUACGACAAGAGAUCCGAUGCUUGACCUCAGCCUGGACGUGCGACCCGAAUCGAUGCGGCGCAAAGACGCCAACAGUGUGAAUGCAAUCGGCAACAACACAAAGACCAAGCUGUUGAAUGGCAAGCCAGCCGCAGUACAUGGCAAUGGAGCAAUAGAAGUGCAAGAGGAGCAGCAUCUCACCAUCUGCUUGCAACGAUACUGCUCCGAGGAAAAGUUGGGCAACAACGACUACUCGUGUACGGGCUGCGGUGGAAGUGCGUCCGCAACAAAGCAGUUGAGCUUGUAUCGAUUACCUCCGGUAUUGUGCAUCCAGCUCAAGAGGUUCGAACACACGUCGUCGGCUGCCAAGAUCGACACCAAGGUGCGAUUCCCGCUCGUGUUGGACGUACGCCAGUUCUCGACCGCCGAGAUACGCGCCCCUGUGGACGAGCUGAACCAUGGCGACAGUGCAACAUCGAACAAGCAUACCACGUUGCUCGCCAACCCUGAUCCAGAAGCGUACCUGUAUGACUUGUUCACCGUGGUGGUGCACGAAGGAUCGAUGAACACGGGACACUAUACCAACUUUUCUAAAUGGAGAGGCAGCUGGUACCGCUUCGAUGACGAUAAGGUGCAUGCUACGAGCGAGGCGCAGGUUUUGCAGGCGAGAGCGUACCAGCUGUGUUACAAGAGGAGGCUGUUGAAGAACAUCAUCAGUUCGAAUGCUCACUCGAGCACAUAG
Mycosarcoma maydis (corn smut) is the source of this 2337-nucleotide messenger RNA. RefSeq lists its product as uncharacterized. The record is from RefSeq and is a predicted model, not a curated record. The coding region runs from base 1 to 2337 and encodes 778 amino acids. NCBI's taxonomy places the organism in Eukaryota, Fungi, Basidiomycota, Ustilaginomycetes, Ustilaginales. Gene Ontology annotation, biological process: protein deubiquitination. Gene Ontology annotation, molecular function: cysteine-type deubiquitinase activity; zinc ion binding. The transcript has 2 exons.